AUGUUGCGUUGGAUACUGGCAUGCGUGCUAUUGCCUUCAGUUCUUGGCCAACAAGUCAAUGUGACGAUAUUUACUGAAUCCCAAUGUCCAUUCUGUACUCGACUACUUCGGGAACAAAUUUGGCCAAUCUACGUGAAUCGACCAGGAAUCAUGAAUCUUCAGGUAAUCCCAUUCGGUAAAGGAAACUGUGAAUAUGACUACAACAGAAACUUCCACUGCAAAUGUAUGCAUGGACCUACCGAAUGUGACCUGAAUCGACUUCAAAAUUGUGCGAUCUCCUACUUCCCUCGUCGACACCUGGGUCUGAUCACAUGCAUCCAAGGAUUGUCUACACUUCGUGAAGCAUUCAGUCGUUGUUUGAGUCGACUUUCUGUUCGAACCCAAAGGAAACUAAUUGAAUGUGCUACGACGCAAACCGGGGAGCUGUUGAACUACUACUCUAUGGUGAACACACAUCGAGCAGGAGUUAAAAUCUGGCCAACAAUGUACGUUAAUGGAGUGUUCUUCGAUCGAAGCUAUCCCGUUGACCAGAAGAUUUGUGAGCAAACAGCUUGGUGCUGA
This is a messenger RNA of Haemonchus placei, 561 nucleotides long. The record is from the annotation of a GenBank genome assembly. NCBI's taxonomy places the organism in Eukaryota, Metazoa, Nematoda, Chromadorea, Rhabditida, Trichostrongylidae.